Molecule: messenger RNA, 603 nt
Organism: Colletotrichum fioriniae
Lineage: Eukaryota; Fungi; Ascomycota; Sordariomycetes; Glomerellales; Glomerellaceae
Source: RefSeq, a predicted model, not a curated record
AUGUCACAAACUUCCAAGGCUGUCGACUACGAUACUCCAGUUAGCAAGGUCAUCAGCCCAUCGGGUCUCGCCCACGUUGUACUACGAACCGUCAACCUCCCCCGCAUGGUUGAGUUUUACACCACGUUUCUCGGGGGCAGCGUCACCUACGGCAAUGAGAUGAUAUCUUUCAUCACUUAUGACAACGAGCAUCACCGUAUCGCUUUAAUCGAAGUUCCAGGAACGGCAGCCAAGAACCCGGCGAGCUGCGGCCUCGAGCACAUCGCGUUUUCCUUUGAUACUCUGGAGGCUUUGCUGCUAGCGUAUCGCCAUCGCAAGACCCGCGGCAUCGAGCCUGUUUGGUGUGUCAACCACGGCCCUACGACUAGCAUCUACUACAAGGAUCCUGACGGCAACAUGCUGGAAACGCAGGUCGAUAACUUUGAUACCGUUGAGGAGGCCACUGCUUUCAUGAUGAGCGACGAGUUUACCGAGAACCCGAUUGGUGUAGAUUUUGUUGCCGAGGAGAUGAUUGGAGCCCUGCGCGCUGGCGGGGACGAGAAAGUGUUAAAGAAGCGGCGCGAGAUUGGCCCGCGCGGGUUGCCGGACUUUUCGAACAUGUAA